AUGAAAGGGGAGGCGGAGCCCCGCCGGCUGAGUGACAGGGCGCGGCAGCCAGCCGGCGCGGCACUCGGGCGCCGUGUGGGCGGGGCGCCGCGGCGGCCAAUGGGCAGCGGCGCGUGGCCCGGAGCGAGCGCCUCAAAGCCCGGCGGCGCUCAGCUGAUCGGCGCGGCUGGGGGCCCCGAUCCGCGCGCCCCGCUGCCCGCCGCGCUGCCGCUGGGGCUGAGCCUGCUGCACGCGCUGCUCUACGGCGGCCUCUUCCUCUUCGCGUACCUGCAGCUCUGGCUGCUCUUCUGCUACCGCGAGCGGCGGCUGAGCUACCGCAGCGUGUGCCUCUUCCUCUGCCUGCUCUGGGCAGCGCUGCGCACCGUCCUCUUCUGCGCCUACCUGCAGAGCGCCCUGCGCGCCGGGCCGCUCCGGCUGCCGCCCUUCCCGCGCUGGCUGCUCUUCUGCCUGCCGGUCUGCCUGCUCUUCGCCACCGUCUGCCUGCUCGCGCUCUACUUCGCCGAGGUUAUCUUCAAGGUCAAGUGCGCAGCUGAAUUCAACAAGUACAGGGCGCUCUUGUACGCGGGCUCCAUAUUCACCAGCCUUCUCUUCGUCUGCGUGAACCUGACGUGCACCUUGUUAGCCCGGGAUGAUGUGCCGGAAGAUCAGCUGAGGUGGACGCUCCUCGCCCGGGCCCUGAUCAAUGACAGUCUGUUCAUUUUCGGUGCCGUCUUGCUCGCGUUUUGCAUGUGCAAACUGUCGAAAAUGUCUUCAGCAAAUGUUUACCUUGAGUCAAAGGGCACGUCCGUCUGCCAGGCUCUCCUCGUGGGCUCCGUCGUCAUCCUCUUGUACUCUUCAAGGGCCUUCUACAACUUGGUGGCGGUGGCGAUCUCUCCGGACCGUGUGCCCAGCCCGUUCAACUACGGCUGGGAUAACCUUUCGGAUCAGGUCCGAGGGGAGGAAGUCGGCAGCGAAGAGUUCGUGGUCUUCGGCGUGGUGCUGUUUCUCUGGGAGUUCGUUCCAACCACGUUUAUGCUGCUCUUCUUCCGGGCACAGAGGCUGACGCAAAACUUGGCGCCCGCGGGGAUGAUCAACAGCCACAGUUACAGCUCCCGGGCCUACUUCUUCGACAACCCCCGGCGGUACGACAGCGACGACGACCUCCCGCGGCUCAGCGGAGGAAGCUUGUCUACUCCGCCGAACGCCGGGUGGUACGGCUCUCUGACGGGCAGCGAGAGCUGCAGCGCCGCCCCCGCCCUGGCCGUGCCGCCGAGAGAUGUCCCCCCGCUGCUCUUCUCUCACGGGAGCCUGGAGUCGCGAAGCCAGCCCAACGGACACCUGUCGGCACAGAACUGACCGCGGCGGCGCUCCCGCGGACGACUCCACGGCGCGGGA
Messenger RNA from Varanus komodoensis (Komodo dragon), 1374 nucleotides. It is a transcript of the gene GPR137C, whose product is annotated as G protein-coupled receptor 137C. The record is from RefSeq and is a predicted model, not a curated record. The transcript is spliced from 8 exons. Gene Ontology annotation, cellular component: lysosomal membrane. NCBI's taxonomy places the organism in Eukaryota, Metazoa, Chordata, Lepidosauria, Squamata, Varanidae. Bases 1 to 1335 code for a protein of 444 amino acids. Gene Ontology annotation, biological process: positive regulation of TORC1 signaling.